AUGGAUGCGGGUGAGGUGUGUACCAGCCCACCUGAAUACGCGUGGCCGAUCUCGGGCAGAGAUCGCCAUCGCGCCUUAGAAAUGUCAACCGGAAACAGGGCACUAUCUGGAGUCUGCGAACACAUUCUAUACUUCCUCUCCUACACAGUCUUCGUUCUAUUCCUCCCUGUGUCAGUUUUCAUCUGUCUAAAGGUUGUGCAGGAGUACGAACGCGCGGUAAUCUUUCGACUGGGUCGUGUGAUGCCUGGUAGUAUGAAGGGACCAGCAUCGUCAACCUCGCACGUCGAUCAUCACAGCGUGGUCGAUGGAGUAGGAAAAAAGUACAGGAGCCAACCGCGUCAGCCGUCAAAAUUGUAUGCAAAUGGGAAGAUAUUUGAUCGUGAGGUUAUAAGUUUUCUCGGAUUCGUCCAUCCUCAGCACAUGCUCUCCUUCCGUCAGAUUCUCACAAAAGACUCAGUGACAGUCUCGGUGGAUGCGGUUAUUUACUACAAAGUCUUCGACGCAAUGAUCUCGGUGGCCAAUGUGGAGAACGCGCACCACUCGACGCGGCUUUUGGCCCAAACCACCCUGCGCAAUGUACUUGGCACGAAGCGACUCUCUGAGAUCCUCUCGGAGAGAGAUGUUAUCAGCUCGUCCAUGCAGAGUGUACUGGAUGAUGCUACGGAAGCCUGGGGAAUCAAAGUGGAAAGGGUGGAGAUAAAAGAUGUACGUCUUCCUGUCCAACUCCAAAGAGCGAUGGCUGCAGAAGCCGAGGCGACGCGUGAGGCCCGUGCAAAGGUCAUUCAAGCCGAGGGCGAGCGAAAGGCGUCACGAGCCUUGCGUGAGGCGAGUUUGAUGCUAAACGAUAAGCCAGUUGCUCUGCAACUGCGCUACCUCCAGACCCUCUCGGGGAUCGCGGCCGAGCACCACUCGACCAUCAUUUUUCCCCUUCCCAUUGACCUCACCACCAGCUUCCUAAUGAGCAAUCCUGCACAAUCCAUGAAGAGCGGCAUCAACGGCCAUCCCACCGCCACUGCUGCCACCACCACAACCAGUACCGCCACCACGGCCACCACCAUGUCCAGCUGUAACAACAACAGCUCCGACCUGAAUGUAUAG
Molecule: messenger RNA, 1098 nt
Organism: Echinococcus granulosus
Lineage: Eukaryota; Metazoa; Platyhelminthes; Cestoda; Cyclophyllidea; Taeniidae
Product: Band 7 protein
Exons: 8
Coding region: 1-1098 (365 amino acids)
Cellular component (GO): plasma membrane
Source: RefSeq, a predicted model, not a curated record